Messenger RNA from Acanthopagrus latus (yellowfin seabream), 678 nucleotides. It is a transcript of the gene tmem242, whose product is annotated as transmembrane protein 242. NCBI's taxonomy places the organism in Eukaryota, Metazoa, Chordata, Actinopteri, Spariformes, Sparidae. The record is from RefSeq and is a predicted model, not a curated record. The coding region runs from base 70 to 507 and encodes 145 amino acids. The transcript has 4 exons.
AUAGGCGCGUUUAAGUUCCGCGAUAGCUUGUUUCUAACCGGUGACUUUAGGUAGACGGACUGAAGCAACAUGACAGCGGCUCGUGAAAACACAGCUGUGAAUGUGGUCGAAGGAGCAGAAAGAGACGAAGAAGCCAAACUGCAGAUGUUAAAAGGUGCAGCGUUCCUGACCACGGUGGCGUCUGCAGGGAUGAUCGCAGGAUUCGGCUCCACGUUGGCACUGGCCAAGAAAAAAAGUCCAGGGUGGUUUAACAAGGGCGUCAUGGCGACGGCGGCGGCCCCGGAGGGCGGAGCCUCUCUGGCGCUUCGAGCUCUGGGUUGGGGUUCUCUGUACGCCUGGUGUGGAGUCGGUCUGCUCAGCUUCACUGUGUGGAAAGUCCUCGGAGUUCACAGCCUGUCAGAGUUCAGACAGAAGAUGCAGUCCUUCUUCCCAACCAUCCCAAAGACCGCCGAGUCUGCAGCUGGGUCAGAACCUCUGGACUGGGACGCUGUCUUCAAGUCAAAGUGACCUGCUGCUGGAGGACCAAUCAAACAAGACGACAUAUGGACUGAAUAACACCUCCUGAGGCUCAGCAGAGACCAGUCUGUUCCCUCCUAGUUGAAAAUGUGUAUAUUUGUAAAAAAAAAUGUGUUUGAUCCGAGUGUUUUGAACAAUAAAUAUUUGUUUUUAUUAAUAUUU